GUGCAAGACUGGGCCGAUGACAAGGCGCCUGACGGCACCCAGGUCAUCUCGUUGUCACACUGCUGGGAGUCGAGGGAGCACUGUGACCCGUACGGAUACCACGUUUCCAAACUAGCCAAGGCUCUUAAGGGAGAGGAGUGGGUGUUCAUUGACUAUGUAUCUCUGUAUCAGUUCCAGCGACUCUCCCAGCAGCAGAACCUCGGCUUCAAGCAUGCGAUGCUUUACAUGCAUGUGCUGUACUGCCAUGACGGGACAAGCACGCUACGAAUUGAGUCUCUGACGCCGGAAGAAGACAUAGCAGAAGCCAAGAGAAAGCAAGACUCUGUGACAUUAUAUCACCACCCCACCGGCCUGGUGAAACCAGUGCCGGUCUCUGAAUUGGUCGAGAACCGCACCCUGUAUGGGGUGCGAGGUUGGUGUGUUGCAGAGAGGGAGUGGUCCAGCACUCGGACAGCCACUGACCUUUCUCGCGAAAUAGACUCUCCGGAAGGCGAGAAAGGGGGAAUGGCCCCGAUGUUGCCGGAGGCAUUUAAAAAGGAUGUCGCAGGCCGGCUUAUAUUCACGCAUUUGGAUGAUGUAAAGACCGUCUGCAGAUUGCAAGCGGAAGUGUAUAAAGAGAAGGCUGAAGCGGCCUCCGGACUAGACCGCCCGCACUGCAGGAGCCUGGAGAUCAUCAACUGUGAGCUCCGCCCGAAGCUCCCGCUGCUGCUGAAGGCCCUGGAGAAGAUCAAGCUUAAGCUUCGGCAGCUCCACCUGCAGCAGAACCAGCUGUUUGAGGAGGGCACCCGCCAGGUCAUCGAGGCCUUGGCUUUGCAGUCCAACGGGACGCUUGAGGCACUGAGUCUCGGUUACGACGGCAUCGGCGUCGCUAAUGUCAAGGCUUUGGCCGAGGCAAUCAAGCACAAUCGGACCCUCAAGCAGCUGAGCCUUGCGGGAACCAUACUCCCGGAGGAAGGCGCUUUCGCCCUUCUUGAGGCUCUCCAAACAAGCUGCGUGGAGCCGCCGGUCGAUCUGACGGACUGCGAUUGGGGCGAUUUGGGCAAGGCCCACGUGGCCCUGGCCAGGGCCCUCCGGACCGGCCAGGUGAAGGGCACCGUCACCCACCCAGCGCUGCAGUUCCUGUCCAAGUUGGAGGCUCGCGUGCUCUCUUUGAAGCGUGGCGAGUUCUUCAUCACUUCGGGGCAAAUUCAAAGUGUUUCCCAGAGAAGCGUGGAAACCGGAACCCCUCCACCACCCACCCGACACGACCUUGCAGUCACCUUUGCUCAGCACAAUCGCUCGCUUCCUGGUCGAAACGGAGCUCUUCGGACAGCGCCCGCGGCCGCGGCCCGGCGCCGCCGCCGCACGCAGGACUACACACUCACAGAGCUCGAGGAAGCGCAGAAGCUCGAGCUCGUUCUCAACGGCCGCGGGCUCAGCUUCCGGGAGGCCCCAGGCCCAGGCCCGCACCAUGCGUGCGCUCAUCGAGGCGACGGCGAGUUCCGGAAGCUCUUCGAGCCACUCUGCCGGGCCCUGCCAGAGCUCGCGAAACUUCGAGAGCUCUCCCUCGACCUCUCCUGGAGCGAUAUCGGCCCCCGCCCCGGCGGCCUUUUCGGAGUGCGCGGAGCGGGAAGAAUCCUCCUCCUUGCGCUGGCAGGCGAUGGCGAGGCCCGGGCCCUGGCCGCGGGCCUCGGCCAACGAAAGGGGCUGGAGCGGCUGGAGUUGAAUCUGGAUGCCAACUCCAUGGGCCGGGGGCCUCAGCCGCGCUCCUCGUCGCUUUGA
This is a messenger RNA of Symbiodinium necroappetens, 1761 nucleotides long. Lineage: Eukaryota; Dinophyceae; Suessiales; Symbiodiniaceae. The record is from the annotation of a GenBank genome assembly.